Arabidopsis thaliana (thale cress) is the source of this 580-nucleotide messenger RNA. RefSeq names its product SAUR-like auxin-responsive protein family. Gene Ontology annotation, biological process: response to auxin. The coding region runs from base 94 to 405 and encodes 103 amino acids. The transcript has a single exon. NCBI's taxonomy places the organism in Eukaryota, Viridiplantae, Streptophyta, Magnoliopsida, Brassicales, Brassicaceae. The record is from RefSeq and is marked reviewed.
UGGAAACACAAAGAUCCCCACAAAAUCCGUUAAUGUCCUUGACUCACACCCAACACAAAUAGGUCACUAUAUAACAAGCUUAUAUAGGUAACUAUGCCGCACAAGGUCAUUGACAUGCACUUCCACGAAAGAGAAGAAGAAGAAGAUACUGGUGAGAGUAGAUCAUCCUCAAGAACACCGAGAGGGCAUUUCGUCGUUUACGUCGGUACGAAGAAGAAGUUGGAAAGAUUCGUGAUCCCCACAACGUUUUUGAAGAGCCCUUCAUUCCAAAAGCUUCUAGACAAUGCGGCCGAGGAAUUCGGUUACGCGGAAGCUCACCGGGACAAGAUUGUAUUGCCUUGUGAUGUCUCUACUUUCCGAAGUCUUGUCAUGUUCCUGACUUCUCAUCAGGACAAGUCACAUUAACUAUAUGAGCCCACUACUACGUCGUCUGAAUGAUAAAAUGGUUAUAUGUUAUGUAUCUCAUAUUGUAUGAAUAUGGUUUAAUUCUUAUAAUGUACUUAUAUGCUAACUUUAUUCAACUACGAACUACGAGUGUAAGAUUUUUAUUUAUCAUAUGUUGAAUAUUAGUUCAAUGUGC